This is a messenger RNA of Salvia miltiorrhiza (redroot sage), 1973 nucleotides long. Its product is annotated as E3 ubiquitin protein ligase DRIP2. The transcript is spliced from 8 exons. Lineage: Eukaryota; Viridiplantae; Streptophyta; Magnoliopsida; Lamiales; Lamiaceae. The record is from RefSeq and is a predicted model, not a curated record. Gene Ontology annotation, molecular function: ubiquitin-protein transferase activity. The coding region runs from base 362 to 1636 and encodes 424 amino acids.
AGUUUAAAAAGUCUAUAUUUUGGUUCAUGCUGAUUGUAACAACAAAGCCCUCCUCUCUCUCUCUCUCUCUCCUCUUUCUCUCUCUCUGUCUCUCGAUUUCGACUCCUCCCCCGCACCGCACACACAGAACACGCACUCACAGAUCAUCCACAAGGCUUCAGCCUUCAGCCCACGUCCCCGUUUCCCCCAAAUCACCUCUUCCCGAAUCAGUCCUCGAUUUGCAGGCGCAGUAGAGAGAGAAAGGAAACGGACGUAAAUCCCACCUCCUACGCGCUUGGGGGCAUAGCAUGCACCUCAUAAGGUAACGUGGGUUCGACUGCGGUGGUGUUGUCCCGUCGAAUUGAGUGAAUUGGAUAAUACGAUGUCGCACCAGGUGGUUGAGGUGAGGAGGGAGGCGGUGGCGCCAUGCAUGACAUGCCCUCUCUGCCACAAGCUCUUCCGCGACGCCACUACAAUUAUCGAAUGCCUCCACACUUUUUGCAGGAAAUGCAUAUACAAGAAGCUCUCAGACGAGGAAAUGGAAUGUUGCCCAAUAUGCAAUAUCGACUUGGGAUGUGUACCAUUGGAGAAGUUGAGGCCGGAUCAUAAUUUGCAAGACGUGAGGGCAAAAAUAUUUCCACAUAAGAGGAUAAAAGUUAAGGCCCCUGAGGUAGUGACGCCUGUUGCAUUGCCUGCUAAGCGGAAAGAAAGGUCUCUUUCAUCAUUGGUGGUCAGUACCCCAAGAGUAUCAGCACAGGUCGGCAUGACUGGGAGAAGAUCAAAAUCCGUUGCUAGAAAAGCAUCAAGGGGUUCCAGCUUUACCAUAGAAAAGCCUGUUGUGAAUUCUGUUGAGGACCAACCUGAAAGCUCUAGCUCACAAGAGAUGCUGAACAAAUCUACUCACAAUAAUAGACAGAACUCUUCUGCUGGUGAGCCAUCUAAUCACAGUCCUAACAAAGAAAGAGAAAAUUGUUCUGAGCAUUGGGAAGGAAAAGUUGAUCUCUGGAAGCCUUUAACUUGCUUGGUCGAAGCAGCAAAUCGAAGCAAAUCCUCUAAGUUCAACACACAAGAUUCUCAUGUCAAAUCUGAAGAACAGAAUCCUUAUGAGAAGGAGGGUCUUCUCAGAAAAACUAAAAAUAAGGAACAGAGGAAGAAAUCCAAAGUUAAAGAAGAGAAGAAUUGUAGUGACCAUACCCCUCCGGAAAUUGAGAGGCCUAAGAAGCUACGCAGAGUCCGGCAGAAAGUGCAAAAUUUUGGGAACUUCAGAGUUCCGCCUCAGGUUGUGCUUGAUGCUGCCGGUGCUAAAUUCGACAGAAGAAAUUGUCCCAUUUGGUUUUCUUUAGUUGCCUCCAACGAACUGGAGGGAGAUGCAUUGCCCUUGCCUCAGAUUUCGGCAAGUUACUUGAGAAUAAAGGAUGGAAGCAUACCAGUUUCGUUCAUUCAAAAGUACCUCAAGAGGAAGUUAGAUCUUACAAAUGAUGUUGAGGUUGACAUCAAGUGCAUGGGUCAGACCGUCAUCCCCACGCUAACGCUGAACAAUCUGGUUGAUCUGUGGCUUCAAACAACUAGUACAGACAGAGUGAAAGCCACAAUCGGCUCAACAGCCAAGGAUUUCGUGAUGGUGUUGGGCUAUGCUCGCAGAGCUCCUGAUUCUUAGACUCUCGUGCCUCGAUUUUUCCCCCCGAUGGCAAGAGCUGCCUUUCACGAUCGCCACACUUGGGCGUCGAGGAGCAUGGUCCUAACAGUGCAUGAGAGGCCACAAUGAGGGCGCAUUUGAAAGACGAGGCUAUGAGUGAAUGUGGCAUGUUUUAGUGACUUGAAUCACCUGUGGUUUAUUGUAGCACAUGGUUGUACUCGUGCAUGCUAUGUGGAUUGUGAAACUUGCAUUUUUUUUUUUUUUUAUCUUUUUUUCAUCUUUACUUAUUACAUUAAAUUGGACUGACAUAAUUAUGGUUAUUUGUGACUGCUUAAAAAGCACAUAUUUUUCCUUCUUU